UGGCUGGGGUCCGCGCGCUCGCGGCAGCUCCCCGUGGAGGUCACUGCCCGUGCCGGUCCCUCCCGCUGUCCCGCCCUCUCCCGCUGCUGCUGCCGCCGCCGCCGCCGCCGCCGCGCCCGCCUCAGCGCCCCCACUCCGCGCUCGGGAGCGAGGAGCCGCCAGCGCCCCCGCCCCGCCGCCGCCGCAGCGCCCUCCGGCCGCCAUUCGCCACCGAAACUUUCCAGCGCCCGCGCUCUCUCCGGGACUCGGCGGCGGCGGGGCGGGGGCGGCCCGGGGGCGGCGCGCGGCUGCUCCGGGGCGCCGGGCCCUCUUCGGCCGCCGCACGGCCGGGGCUCGGAGGCUGCCGGCCGGAGGGAGGUUCGGAGCGCGGCCGGGCGCGCGGCGCCGCCACAAGUUGCGCUGCUCGCGACGAGAUUUCCGUGAGGGUGGAAGAAAAUCAUACCAUAUCAGAUGCCUCGCAGAGCACCAGGCCCACCGUGAAAGGUUUUUCCCACUCGGCUUUCACAUUUGGGAUUGAGAGCCACAUCAGCCAGUCCAACAUCAAUGGGACGCUAGUGCCACCGGCCGCCCUCAUCUCCAUUCUCCAGAAGGGCCUGCAGUAUGUAGAGGCCGAGAUCAGUAUCAACGAGGAUGGCACAGUGUUCGACGGCCGCCCCAUAGAGUCCCUGUCACUGAUAGACGCCGUGAUGCCCGACGUGGUGCAGACGCGGCAGCAGGCAUUCCGAGAGAAGCUCGCUCAGCAGCAAGCCAGUGCGGCGGCGGCAGCAGCUGCGGCCACGGCAGCAUCGACAGCAGCCACCACGACCUCAGCCGGCGUUUCCCAGCAAAAUCCAUCGAAGAACAGAGAGGCCACGGUGAAUGGGGAAGAGAACAGAGCACAUUCAGUCAAUAAUCACGCGAAGCCAAUGGAAAUAGAUGGAGAGGUUGAGAUUCCAUCCAGCAAAGCCACAGUCCUUCGGGGCCAUGAGUCCGAGGUGUUCAUUUGUGCCUGGAAUCCUGUCAGUGAUUUGCUAGCCUCUGGAUCCGGAGACUCAACUGCAAGGAUAUGGAACCUAAAUGAGAAUAGCAACGGGGGCUCCACCCAGCUCGUGUUGAGGCACUGUAUACGAGAAGGGGGCCAUGACGUCCCGAGUAACAAAGAUGUCACCUCACUGGACUGGAAUACCAAUGGAACACUCUUGGCUACAGGUUCAUAUGACGGUUUUGCAAGAAUAUGGACGGAAGAUGGUAACCUGGCCAGCACCUUAGGCCAACAUAAAGGCCCCAUCUUUGCCUUGAAAUGGAACCGAAAGGGGAAUUACAUUUUGAGUGCUGGUGUAGACAAAACGACAAUAAUUUGGGAUGCCCACACAGGAGAAGCCAAACAGCAGUUUCCUUUUCAUUCGGCCCCCGCCCUUGAUGUGGACUGGCAGAACAACACGACCUUUGCCUCCUGUAGCACAGACAUGUGUAUCCAUGUGUGCAGGCUCGGCUGUGACCGCCCAGUCAAAACCUUCCAGGGACACACAAACGAGGUCAACGCCAUCAAAUGGGAUCCUUCUGGAAUGUUGCUGGCGUCCUGCUCGGAUGACAUGACAUUGAAGAUCUGGAGCAUGAAACAGGAGGUGUGCAUCCAUGAUCUUCAGGCUCACAAUAAAGAGAUCUACACCAUCAAGUGGAGCCCCACUGGGCCCGCCACCAGCAACCCAAACUCCAACAUCAUGUUGGCAAGUGCUUCGUUUGAUUCUACGGUGCGACUGUGGGACAUAGAGCGAGGCGUCUGCACCCACACGCUCACGAAGCAUCAGGAGCCUGUCUACAGCGUAGCUUUCAGCCCUGAUGGGAAGUACUUGGCCAGCGGAUCCUUCGACAAGUGCGUCCAUAUCUGGAAUACUCAGAGUGGAAACCUCGUCCACAGCUACCGAGGCACUGGCGGCAUCUUCGAGGUGUGCUGGAACGCCCGAGGAGACAAAGUGGGCGCCAGCGCGUCCGACGGCUCUGUGUGUGUUUUGGAUCUGCGGAAGUAACCACAAAAUAUUAUCGAAAAAAGAAAAGAAUUCUAAUGACCAGCCGUGAAUGUGUAGGGUUGCAGCUCUAUUCUCCAAAACUGUAGGAACUUGACUUGCGUUAGAGUGUACUCUGAAACCAACUCGUCUCUGGCCGCAGGAGUCUAUAUGUUUUCGUAAUCUUCAUCAAGAAGUUUUUAAAAGGCAAGCAAAAACAGAAGCAAAUCACAUCAAACGGGGAUAGAAUGGUUUCCACUGAGGACAUUCAGCCUGGGAAGGAGGAAGUCACUAGCUCGAGGCGUGUGGAUUGGUUUCCACCCGGAACAGGCUCUGUGAUGGCUGAAUGGAAAGAAAUGUAAAAAGCUGUGCCAAAAAAAAAGCAAAAUGCUGUGAUAAACCAAACAGGGAUGGGGAAAAAAACCCUCCUCCUUGGGAUUUUUUGUUUGUUUUCCCUAACAAUUUGGACACUACAGUUGCUCUCACAAAGGAUGUUCAAAGACCAGUUUGUACCGAUGAAAUGCGCAACUUUGUAAUCCCAACACUUUCUAUUUUCUAGAAUCUUCUUUGUUCAUUGGGUGGUUUUUCUAUCGGCUGGAAUUCUGUCUUCUGGGGGCCUUCUGUCUGAGAUGGAAGCUGUCUUGGGCUUGUUGUCUCUUCCCUCUGUUGCUCCCUGCCCCUCCCCCUGCCUUUCCACUCUGUCUGGUGAGCUCUGCUUUUUCAGUGCACCCUCAAGAGAUGCAGCCCCGUGGACAUGAAGACACAAUCUCCCACCGACAGCUUUCCCCUUCCGCCCUCUCCCACCCUCUCCUCCCCUUGCGCUCGCGCUCGCUUUCUCACUGGCGUUCUCUCUCUCUCUGUCUCUCUCUCUCUCUCUCUCUCUCUCCCCCCCUCCCUCCCUCCCUCCCUCCCCCUCCCCCCUCCCUCCCUCCCCCUCCCUCCCUCCCUCCCCCCCUCCCCCCCUCCCUCCCUCCCCCCCUCCCUCUGUACCUUUCUCAUAGUUGCUUCAGAUCUUAGGUCUCAAGGGCACUUUGGCGCGUAGUAAGUGCUUUAUGUAAGAAGGCAGGGCAGGGGGGCUUUUUACAGGAGAAAAAAAAUGACUUAUAAGAGAAAGAGCCUGGAGUAUUUUUGGAAAAAAAUAAUAUUUUUAUGUUAAAACAAUUUUAAAAUCUUAAAAUGGCCAUCAGACAUAGAGAGCUUUGUGUGAUUCAUGUUUUAAAAAGAACCGAAGAAGCCGCAGGCAGGGCCUGAGGGAGCCCCUGGCUUUCCCCUCAGCCUCAGGAAAGGUGGUCAGGGAAACUCUGGCUGGACAAGGGUCAGUCUUAGGGGUCAGCAGCGAGAUUGCUCUGCAGCCAGUGAGGGAGGUCCCAGCCAUGCCGGCUGGAAGAAGAACCUCGCAUCUUUUGGUGUGUACGCACCUUGGCAGCCAGCAGGAAAGCAGCGAAGAGCCGCGCGCCCUCUGGCCUCGAGGGAGCAUUGGCAGAACGAUAAGGUACUGCGGAAGCCGUCGAAACCGACAGCUCGGCUGGAUUAGGCGUGUUGGCUAUGUCUUUCCCACAGCUAUAUAACGACCGAUGGUCAUUUCUCCAAGAGCAGGCUUGGCGAGUCCUUGCAGAGCUGACAUAGAGGCUCCCGCAUGUCACUUAGUCUAACGCUGACAGAAAUGAAUGCAGAAGGAAGAUUUUCAGUCCUGAGCGUGAAUUAUAGAGGUAGAAUGUCGCUAAUAAUUUCUGCCAUCUUUAUAAUUUCUUUCUCUCACAGAAGACUAGGAGAAAGAUCUUUUUUAAAUAAUCUUUUUGCUGUUUUUAAAAAAUUAAACAAGGCUUUGUGUUCCUAGAAGAGCUUCAUUUCAGUGAAUCUGGUGACCUUCAUCUGCUUGCUGUCAUAACCCGACACUGACUUAUUUUUUUCAUUAGCAAGGGGGAAAAGGCCAAAGGACAAGGGCUUCUUCUCCUGUUGGUUUUCCUGUGGGCAGAAGGGCUGAGGAAGUUGGCCCGGCCCGUGGGGGCUGCUGUGUCACCAGCAGUGGGUAGGGUGCAAUCUGGUGUGCCAGCAGCGAGACGGUGUUAUUGUGAAGGUGGCAUUCAUCUGCGGAGCCAAAACCCAGCCGUCAGGGAAGGGUCAGGGCUUCCUAUGGAACUUGGAAUGUGCCAGGACCACCUGCAGAAGCCAGGGUGCAUUGAUCAUUCUCAGAUCAUUGAUUGGCCUCCACUUGGGUAUGUGAAUUAUUCAUGUCCCAGAAGACCAAAAAGUGCUCUGGUUCGAGAUGAGUAUUUUAUUCGGGCUCUGUUUCCGAAACACUUAGCGAGGAAGGUCACAGUGAUGUGGACUCGCCGCACCCAUCUUUGAAGAUAGCCAGUGUCCCCGGAUGAGGUGAUGAUUUCCCAUCCGAAGGACCCCGUUAAGUUUAGAGUACAGUGUGUUGGGGUCCAAAAGACACCAUCUCUACCCCACCCAAAUAAAAAUGCACUCAUCUCUGCAGAACAUCUGCUGUCAAAGGCCAGCCUGUCGUUAGGACAUGGCUUGUGCUUGACAAACCAGUAACAACUGUGGGAUGGCGAUGGUGGGGUGUGUCACAAGCAAUUCACUAGACAAUCUUCACAUGAAUGUCGGUAGCCAGGGUCUCUCCCGAGGGAUGGCUUUAGUCUUGAUGAAUGUGAACCAUGUCGGAAUUGUUAGGUAGAAACCUGGGCUGGGAGGCCUCGGACCCCAGGCUCCAUCCCUGGCUUCCCCAGCCUGCAGCCGCAAGCAAAACCAAGCGCAAGAUGCAGCUAGCACCCUUCAUAUCCAUCCCCGUUCUCAGCAGGACGACACCAUGGACAGCUGUUUUCGGAGCCUCCAGCAUUUGCACACCACUAUUCACCCUCUCUGCUGCUGGAAUGUUGGUAGAGUCAUCCCUGUGAUCAAGAAAUGGCCUGUGGAAUGUUAUUGUUCAACGUUGUUUACAGCUCUUAAAACAUGGUGAGGAAUGCCUAAGUCUUAGUGACCAAACGUGACCUUGAAAGCAGACAUAGCAUGACAGACCUUCCUAGAGUGUUUGGUCGGGUUCACAGUGACCAAGAGUCAGGUCCCGCACACACCUGGGAAAGGGAUACUGCCCCAAGGGGGACCAAAAAGGCCGGACGUUACAGGGUGAAACCCUCUGACCCCUCGCAACACCAUAGGACUUGACUUUUGUUUAGUCUUUCUAAGAAAUAGAUCAUGGAGCCAAGUGAAGUGCACUUUGUCAAAUGUAAGGGUCUGCUUUGUUCUUGUUGCUUUUCUCUUUUUUAACCUUUUGUUCCGCCAUUUAAAAAAAAAAAAAAAAAAAAAGCUUAUGUUUCUUGUCAAAUGCAGAAAUGUUCCUUCCGCCACUCACUGAAGUUUUGCAUUCUGGCUUGUGCAGUUUUUAUUGUCUGUGUCAGACGUACAGCCAGACGUGUUCUCUAUUGGCAUUUUUCCGAUUCUGUUCAGAUGACAUUGACCGCCGUUUCAUUCCCCCCGCCACCUGUACUCACCCUCACGCUCUUUGAAGAAAAAAAAAAAUCACCUUGUGUGUUGUAGCUCAUUUGUUUCAAGAGAGAAUCAACAGAUCAUAUUCAGUGUCUUGAAUAAAUUGCUCUAUUUUGAUAUUAGAGAA
Messenger RNA from Pongo pygmaeus (Bornean orangutan), 5601 nucleotides. It is a transcript of the gene TBL1X, whose product is annotated as transducin beta like 1 X-linked. Gene Ontology annotation, cellular component: histone deacetylase complex. Lineage: Eukaryota; Metazoa; Chordata; Mammalia; Primates; Hominidae. Gene Ontology annotation, biological process: regulation of transcription by RNA polymerase II. The record is from RefSeq and is a predicted model, not a curated record. The coding region runs from base 687 to 2006 and encodes 439 amino acids. The transcript has 15 exons. Gene Ontology annotation, molecular function: protein binding; transcription corepressor activity.